Mauremys mutica (yellowpond turtle) is the source of this 4159-nucleotide messenger RNA. RefSeq names its product zinc finger protein 420-like. Gene Ontology annotation, molecular function: DNA-binding transcription factor activity, RNA polymerase II-specific; RNA polymerase II cis-regulatory region sequence-specific DNA binding. The transcript has 3 exons. The record is from RefSeq and is a predicted model, not a curated record. The coding region runs from base 1 to 2619 and encodes 872 amino acids. Gene Ontology annotation, biological process: regulation of transcription by RNA polymerase II. Lineage: Eukaryota; Metazoa; Chordata; Testudines; Geoemydidae. Gene Ontology annotation, cellular component: nucleus.
AUGCCGGUGACCUUCGAGGAGGUGGCUGUGUAUUUCACCCAGGGGCAGGGGGCUCUGCUGGACCCCGCUCAGAGAGCCCUCUACAGGGACGUCAUGCAGGAGAACUACGAGACGGUGACCUCGCUGGGAUUUCCCAUUCCCAAACCUGACCUGAUCGCCCGGCUAGAACGAGGGGAAGAGCCGUGGGUCCCGGAUCUCCAGGCUGAUGAGGAAAGGGAGAGCCCGAGAGGCAUCCACACAGCAGGUGACAGGACAGUGACUGAGAACAAGAAGGAGAAUCAGCAGGUGGAAGGUCCUGAGAAAGUGGAACUGCAGGGGAUAUUUUUGAGAAGAGCUGAAGGGAAUUUUUCCCAGUGCUUGGAACAGGGAAAUGCCUUGAGAGAUCGACACAGAUCAGAGAUGCAGCUGGGAAACUAUCCCAGGAAGAAACUGGAUGAAUCCAUUCAACGUGGUGGAGGAUGCAAGGAUCCCAAGGAAAUCACAGUCCAGCAGACAAGUCACAAUGAAGAGAAACCUUACAAAUGCCUUGACCGUGGGAAAAGUUUCCAUUUCAGUGCAAGCCUUAUUAAACAUUGGAGAACACACACAGGAGAGAAGUCCUAUAAAUGUGUAGACUGUGGGAAAAGCUUCAGUGAGAAAUCAAACUUUAUUGUGCACCAGAGACUGCACAUAGGAGAGAAACCAUAUAAAUGUCUUGAGUGUGGGAAAAGUUUUAGUCAGAGUUCAUACCUUACUGCACAUCGGAGAAUCCACACAGGAGAAAGACCCUAUAAAUGCCUUGAGUGUGGGAAAAGUUUCAAUUUGAAAUCAACCCUUAAUACACAUCACAAAACUCACACAGGUGAGAAACCCCAUAAAUGCUUGGAGUGUGGGAAAACUUUCACUCAGCGCAUUCACCUUACUCAACAUAGGAAAAUCCACACGGGAGAGAGACCAUACAAAUGCCUUCAGUGUGGGAAAACUUUCACUCAGCGCAUUCACCUUACUCAACAUAGGAAAAUCCACACGGGAGAGAGACACUAUAAAUGCCUUCAGUGUGAGAAACUUUUCAGUACGCGAUGGAACCUUAUUAAACAUGAGCGAACCCACACCGGCGAGAAACCAUAUAAAUGCUUGGACUGUGGGAAAACUUUUGGUCAGAGCUCAUCCCUUAUUAAACAUAGGCGAAUCCACACAGGAGAGAGACCAUAUAAUUGCUUUGAGUGUGGGAAAAAUUUUCUUGACAGAACAAAACUUACUAGACAUCAGGCAAUCCACGCAGGAGAGAGACCAUAUAAUUGCUUUGAGUGUGGGAGAAAUUUUGUUGACAGAACAAAACUUACUAGACAUCAGGCAAUCCACACAGGAGAGAAACCCCAUAAAUGCUUGGACUGUGGGAAAAGCUUCAUUCGGAAGUCACAACUUACUGUACACCAGAAAGUUCACGCAGCAGAGGGAUCUUAUAAAUGCCUUGAGUGUGGGAAAACUUUUACUCACAACUCAAAGCUUACUAAACAUCAGAAAACCCACACAGGAGAGAGACCCUAUGGAUGCCUUGAGUGUGGGAAAAGUUUUAUUCAGAAGUCACAUCUUACUACACAUCAGAGAACCCACACAAGAGAAAGACCUUAUAAAUGCCUGGAGUGUGGGAAAACUUUUAUUCAUAACUCAAAGCUUACUACACAUCAGAGAACCCACACAGGAGUGAGACCCUAUGGUUGCCUUGAGUGUGGGAUAAGUUUUAUGGAAAGUUCAUCCCUUAUUAAACAUGGGAGAAUCCACACAGGAGAAAGACCCUAUAAAUGCCUGGACUGUGGGAAAACUUUCAGUAAAAGCUCACACCUUAAUAAACAUCGGAGAAUCCAUGGAGGAGAGAGACCCUAUAAAUGCCUUGAGUGUGGGAAAAGUUUUUUUGAAAGUUCAUCCCUUAUUAAACAUGAGCGAAUCCACGUGGGAGAAAGACCCUACAAAUGCCUGGAGUGUGGGAAAAGUUUUAUGGAAAGUUCAUCCCUUACUAAACAUGGGAGAAUCCACACAGGAGAAAGACCCUAUAAAUGCCUUGAGUGUGGGAAAAGUUUUGUUCGUCAAACAUUCUUUAUUAAGCAUCAGAGAAUCCACACAGGAGAAAGACCCUAUAAAUGCCUGGACUGUGGGAAAACUUUCAGUCAAAGCUCACAGCUUACUCAACAUGGGAGAAUCCACACAGGAGAGAGACCCUUUAAGUGCCUUGAGUGUGGGAAAAGUUUUAUUCAGAAGUCAUAUCUUACUAGACACCAGAGAGUUCACACAGGAGAGAGACCCUUUAAAUGCCUUAAGUGUGGGAAAAGUUUUAUGGAAAGUUCACCCCUUACUAAACAUAGGAGAAUCCACACAGGAGAAAGACCCUAUAAAUGUCUUGAGUGUGGGAAAAGUUUCAGUUUGAAAUCAAUCCUUAAUACACAUUACAAAACUCACACAGGAGAGAAACCUCAUAAAUGCCUGGAGUGUGGGAAAACUUUCAGUCAGCGCUCAAAUCUUAAUCAACAUGGGAAAAUCCACACACGCGAGAGACCGUAUAAAUGCUUUGAUUGUGGGGAAAGCUUCAGUAAGAGUUCAGAGCUGACCACACAUCAGAAAAUCCACAAGGGCGAGAGACCCUAGAAAUAGCUUGAUUGCAGGAAAAGAUUCAAUUUGACUUCAAGCAUCAGUGAUCCACACAACAGAGAGACCUUGAAUGUGGUGGAAGCUUCAUUUGGUGUUCCUGGAAUAUCAGGGAUCCACAAAUCCACACAGGGAAGAAACCUCUGAGAUGUUCUCAGUGUGGAAAAUGCUCCAAGUGGAACUGUCAUUUCAGGCUCCUCCACAGAGCAGGGAAAUUCUCUCAGGGUUCUGACUAGGGCUGGCCAUGGUGACAAACCCAUUUCCUCGUUCCCACACACAUCAGGGGUGUUAGGCUCCCAAGAUCCAGCUGCCCAUUGCUGAGGUGAGGAUCCAGCAGCAGCCGAGCAUAAGCUGGUCAGUGACCCUCUGGCUCUUCCCCGGUCAGUCCCUCCUCCCUGCUGCAGCCCUGGCUUCUGAGCUGAUGGGCUACAGGUGGGGGAAGGGAAAGAGAGAAACUCCUCCAGAUGCUCCCUCUGCCUGGCUGAAGUUCCCCCCUCUCCCUUCCCCUCCCAGCCGGGAUCCCCCUGCCAUGGAGAUGAGGAGAAAGACACUUGGGCCAGGCCCCACCUUCACUCUAGACACCUGUCCCCUCCCCCAUCUUCGACCAGCCCUUGGGUUGGGCCACCCCACUGACCUGUUCCCUGCAGGGGGAGUGUCCCUGGGGGCUGGUAACUUCUCCCCUCCCCAAAUCCCCCUGGGCAUUGGGUUCUGGGGGAUCAAGUAUUGAGGGACCAGGAGGGUGGGUUUUGGGGAGGGAACUGGGGAUUGAAUGAUUGGGGCUGGUGGAGCUGGGUGCUGGGGUAUUGAGUGUUUGAGGAUCAUGGGAUAAGAGGCGAGGGAGAGCACAGGGGUAGCGAGGUGCUGCCUCAUCACUCUCUCCCUCUGCCCCAUCUCCCUGCCCCCUCUGCAUUCAGACAGCACCACUGAGAGGGGCUGAUUCCCACAGAGCCAUUUGUGAGAGGCCUGGAGAUCCCAACUGUGCUUCCGAGCAUCUGUCUAUGGUAGGAAAUGUGGUUGGGAUUAGUCAGCGCAUCUCUGUGACCCUCCACCAGAUUUCCUAGUGUAACCUCAUCCUGAGCAUCUUAUAUGUAAGCCUAAGAUUUUGUCAUGGAUAUCUUUAAUAAAAGUCAUGGACAGGUAACAGGCAAUAAAGAAAUAUUCACGGAAGCCUGUGACCUGUCUGGGACUCUUACUAAUAAUAUCUGUGACAAAAUGGGGCGAGAGAAGGCUGCAGCACCCAUUGCUGGGGCUCUGGCUGGGAGCUGCAUUGGCCCCCUGCCUCCCAUGGCUCGGAGCUCCGGGGCGGCCUUGCUUAGUGCUGCGUGGUACCCCCACAGCCUGCAGCAGCUUAGAGCUUCGGGGACCCCACAGCUCUGAGCCACCAUGGGCUGAAGUCACAGAGGUCUCUGGACGUCACAGAUUCUGUGACUUCUUCGAAUCAUACCUUUACUUACGUGUUCUGACCUCCUCCCUUUUGCUGGGUGGUCAUUAGUCCCGGAGUUCCCCCUUUGGGGCCGGAUUGUCUCAUUCCCAGAUAGUC